CAGCCAAGAGAGGAACAUGAGGCUUUCCGGCAACUGCUCGCAGUCAGGAAAUUGCCCUGUGAGGAAAAUUGUGGUUUCUUUAAACUGCUGUCUGCGUACCCACUGCUAGCUAAUAUAAUAUUUCAGUUUGGACACGCUUAUUUAAAAUGCAGAGUGAGAAGCAGGAUCCAGUAAAUUACUAUGUUGGGAUUGAUGUUGGAACAGCAAGUGUUCGUGCAGCUUUGGUAGACCAAUUUGGGACAAUAGUGGCACAUGCGGAUCAGUCAAUCCAAAUUUGGGAACCCAAACCAGACCACUAUGAGCAAUCCUCGGAUGACAUCUGGGCUGCUUGUUGCACAGUCACAAAGAAAGUCAUCCAAGGAGUAGAUGUUGCCUGGAUUCGAGGGCUCGGUUUUGAUGCUACGUGUUCACUUGUUGUUGUGGAUAAGCAGUUUCAGCCCUUGGCAGUUAAUUAUGAAGGAGAAUGUAAAAGAAACAUCAUUCUCUGGAUGGACCAUCGUGCAGCCAGUCAAGUGGACAGAAUCAAUGGAACUCAACACAGUGUUUUGAGCUAUGUUGGGGGAGUGAUGUCUGUAGAAAUGCAGCCACCUAAAUUGCUGUGGAUGAAAGAAAACUUGAGAGAGUCUUGCUGGGAAAAGGCAGGCUACUUCUUUGAUCUUCCAGAUUUCUUAUCAUGGAAAGCAACAGGUGUCACUGCCAGGUCUCUCUGUCCAUUGGUGUGCAAGUGGACAUAUUCCCCAGACAAGGGCUGGGAUGAUAGUUUCUGGAAGGUGAUUGGUUUAGAAGAUUUGGUGGCAGAUAAGUAUGAAAAAAUUGGAAACCAAGUCCUGUCUCCUGGAGCUUCUGUUGGAAAUGGCCUAAUGCCAGAGGCUGCAAAAGACCUUGGUCUUGCUGAAGGGACUGCAGUAGCAGCAUCUCUCAUUGAUGCACAUGCUGGAGGACUAGGAGUGAUUGGAGCAGAUGUGAAAGGACAUAACCUGCCCUGUGAAAAUCAGCCAGUUACAUACCGGCUUGCUGUGAUCUGUGGAACAUCUUCCUGUCACAUGGGGAUAAGUGAUGCUCCCAUUUUUGUGCCUGGUGUUUGGGGUCCCUAUUACUCAGCCAUGGUGCCUGGAUUCUGGUUGAACGAGGGAGGCCAAAGUGCUACAGGAAAACUGAUAGAUCAUGUAGUCCGAGGCCACGUUGCCUUUCCAGAGUUACAAGCAAAAGCCGCAGCCAGUGCUCAAAAUAUAUAUACAUACUUGAACAGUCACCUGGAUCUGAUUAAGAAAUCUUUGCCUGUGGGUUUCCUCACUGUUGAUUUACACGUUUGGCCAGAUUUCCAUGGUAACCGAUCUCCCUUAGCAGAUCUGACACUGAAGGGCAUGGUUGUUGGAUUGACAUUGUAUCAGGGCCUUGAUGAACUCGCUCUUAUCUACUUGGCCACAAUUCAAGCCAUUGCUUUGGGAACAAGACAUAUUUUGGAAACCAUGCAGUCUGCCGGGCAUCACAUCAGCACACUGUUUCUGUGUGGAGGGUUGAGCAAGAACCCUCUCUUUGUGGAGAUGCAUGCUGACAUUACUGGCAAGCCCAUUGUCCUGUCCAAAGAGGUGGAGUCCUGUUUUAGUUGGUGCUGCUAUUCUGGAGCUUGUGCUUCUGGAGAUUUGCUUCAGUACAGAAUGGCUGGAUUCAGUUCUACAAUCUUUGGAAUGUGCAUGAUGUAUUCUCCUUACCCAGCAGCACCUGUAAAGCUCCUCGUGCUGCAUUUCUGAAUACAAGCCGAGCCUUUCCCCAUGUAAAUAACAUAAACGGGUCAGCACUGCGGGCUGCCCUGUAAGCAAGGGGGAACUUGUCCAAUAGACAAUCAGGGCGAGCAAAGAUGAAAGGGAAGCAGAUCAGUGACAUGCAGAAACAGAGAGACAACAGCCUUGCCACAGCGCAAAGGCACAUCACAAACCUGCAGCCUUCCAGAUUCCGAGGAGCCCUUGUCAGUGAGAGGAAGGAGGUGGCAAGAGAAUUAACAGUAGGAAUAAGGGUGUAUCCCAUUGAGGAGAACUUGCUUCCUUAAUAGAAAAGCCUGAGAAGGAGGUCAGAAGAGGCUCUACAUAACUCUCUGACUGUGUCAUACUUGCUCCCCUUUGCACCACCAGCUUUGAGGUGCUAUGUGGCUGCAUCUCCCUUAAGCAUUAUGU
Dermochelys coriacea (leatherback sea turtle) is the source of this 2171-nucleotide messenger RNA. It is a transcript of the gene FGGY, whose product is annotated as FGGY carbohydrate kinase domain containing. Gene Ontology annotation, molecular function: phosphotransferase activity, alcohol group as acceptor; kinase activity. NCBI's taxonomy places the organism in Eukaryota, Metazoa, Chordata, Testudines, Dermochelyidae. The transcript is spliced from 16 exons. Gene Ontology annotation, biological process: carbohydrate metabolic process. The coding region runs from base 147 to 1751 and encodes 534 amino acids. The record is from RefSeq and is a predicted model, not a curated record.